AUGCGGGAGAUGACUAGCAAACGGCUACAAGUUCAGAGGGCAGCAGACGAGGCGGCUCAUGCAGCUGUCACACCGGUGGCAGUAGGCACAGCUCCCUCACGGCUGCCUCCGACAGUGGAGCCCCAGCGCACUGGGGUGCCCAGUCAGCCUGUUUACACUGUCAUCCUCACGCAAGCAGGAUUUUCGGAUCCUGAACCAAAGUCCCGGCCGGAGCUGCCUUGGCUGACACAUCCUUUCGAAAUGGACGGCGUCUGUGGCCCUCACGCAAGCCACUGGUAA
This is a messenger RNA of Peronospora matthiolae, 279 nucleotides long. NCBI's taxonomy places the organism in Eukaryota, Oomycota, Peronosporomycetes, Peronosporales, Peronosporaceae. The record is from the annotation of a GenBank genome assembly.